GCGCAGAGCAGCGUGUCAGCAGGCUGCCGGAAUUUGUCUUUUCUUUAUUAAAAAUUAAAAGGAAGGAAGGAAAGAAAGAAAGAAAAGACAAACUGCCGUCAUUGUCACUGUGAAGAGCUGCGGGUUGGUGCAGGGAAUAUAACUCACUGUUUCUUUACUGCAUUUGAUCAGAGCUGCAAAAGAGUUUUGGAUAACAAACCUGCUGGUCCAGGGAAUCGAACCAGCAACCUUUUGGUCCCAGAGCUGCUUCUCUAACCAUUAAGUUAAAAAAAAAAAAACUUCGCCCUUAAACUAGAGUGGUGGUGUGUGUGAGAUGAUGAAGGCAGAUCUGGAGGAUGUGGAGGAGAGCUGCAGUUCAGCUAUUCAGUGUCGGGACGUGUGUCGCUCCUACGGCAAGCUGCGAGUCCUCAGCAGCCUCAAUCUAACUGUACCUCAGGGCCAAAUUUACGGCUUGCUGGGCCCCAGCGGUUGUGGGAAGACCACUCUGCUGAAGUGCAUCGUAGGAACUCUGAAGAUCUCUCGAGGUCACAUCAGCGUGCUCGGGAAGCCACCAGCGUUCCCCGGACAUGAGGUGCCUGGAAAGAUGGUGGGAUACAUGCCACAGGAUAUAGCGCUGUAUAAUGAGUUCACCAUCAGCGACACACUCUGGUUCUUUGGCCGAAUCCACGGCCUCUCGUCCAAAGAGACGGUGGAGCGGAUGAAGUUCCUCAUUGAAUUUCUGGACCUGCCACAGAAGAGUAGCCUCGUCAAAAACCUCAGUGGGGGUCAGCGACGUCGUGUUUCUCUCAGUGCUGCUCUUCUUCAGAACCCUCGCCUCCUCAUCCUCGACGAGCCCACAGUAGGAGUGGAUCCUGUUCUACGAGCCAAAAUAUGGCAGCACCUGGUGGAGAUUGUGAAAGGAGGACAGGUAUCCGUCAUCAUCACUACACACUAUAUCGAGGAAGCCAGACAAGCCAACACGGUGGGGUUAAUGAGGAAUGGGAGGCUGCUGGCUGAAGCCAAACCAGAGGCAAUCAUGAAGCAGCACAACGCAGCCACCUUGGAGAGUGCUUUUCUACAGCUUUGUGAAGACUCUGAUCAAAUGGGGUCCCAGGACAGCUCUCAGGGUCCUGUCCGCAGUAACAGCCUGUCUCCAGACAACCUGAAGGAUGAGUGCAGAGAGCCCAUUUUGGGGAAGGAUGUAUCGGCAGCAUCAGAUAUCCCCAAACCUAAAGCGGACUGGAAGGUGAAAGCACGACACGUCAUUCCAAAAUGGCGAAAUAUCGUAGCAUUGACGAUCAAGACCAUGGUGCGAAUGAGGAGAAAUCCAGGUUCGCUGUGUUUUCAGUUCCUCUUGCCUGUGAUUCAAAUCUGUCUGAUGUGUUUGUGUAUCGGCGGUGAUCCCAAGGGUAUUGAUGUGGCUGUGGUGAAUAACGAAACCAGCUCGAGCGCCUACAGCCGCUCUCUCCUUUCUUUCCUCGACAACACCAGCAUCCACCAGGUGAACGUCUCCCAUUCUGCGGCUUUUGAAGGCAUCCGUAACGGGGAGUACUGGGGCAUCAUCGAGUUUGGAGAGAAUUUCACCAGUUACCUGACCAGGAGGAUAUUACAACCGAAAGUCUCCAGAGACAUUGUCGAAGGGGGGUCCAUCCACGUGUGGCUCGACUUGACCAAUCGACAGAUAGGAAUAAUGCUACAAAAGAAGCUGCAUGAAGCGUUUCAGGCUUUCGUUGAAAGUAAGCUGGGCAGUCAGGCCUACCUAGUGUCUGUUCCAGUCAAGUUCGAGGAGCCAAUAUACGGCAGUCAGAACACUACAUUCACUACAUUUGUGACUCCAGGAGCUGUUCUGAGCAUCACUUUUUACCUGGCGGUGGGACUCACUGCUCUGUCCUUUGUCCUGGAGAGGAAAGAGGGGCUGUUGGACAGGUGCUGGGUUGCAGGCGUGAGUUCUUUAGAGACCAUGCUGGCACAUCUCUUCUCUCAGCUGUUGGUCAUCAGCGUCCAGAUCAUCCUGCUCCUGCUCUUUAUCCUGCUCGUCUUUAAGAUUCCCAACGAGGGCUCCUUGGUCCUAGUCAUCUGCCUGAUUGUUCUCCAGGGUGUGACUGGAAUCUCCUUUGGAUUGGUCAUUUCCUCCGCCAUUGAUGACGAGCAAUCGGCCAAUCAGGCCGCUCUCGGCAUCUUCUACCCCAAUCUCAUCAUCAGUGGUGUCAUUUGGCCAGUGGAGUGUAUUCCGUAUCCGCUGCGAUACCUGAGUCUGGCGUUGCCUCAGACGUACGCAUCUGAAGCCCUGCGAUGCAUUAUGUACCGAGGAUGGGGUCUGUCUCGCAUGAUGGUGUGGCGCGGCUUCGCCGUCACGCUCGGCUGGAACACGUUCUUCCUCAUGCUGGCCACCAUCAUCCUCAAGCUGAGGACCUGAGGGACGCCAGCUACGUGAAGGAGCUUCAGAUCAUGGAGAGAGGCAUCAGGCGAGUCCUAGGCUUCGUGGAGAAGACCAGGCCUUCCUCUCACUCUCACUCUCUCUCUCUCUCUCUCUCUCUCACUCUCGUUUUUUUUUUUUUUAAAUGAAGGAGCUCUCAUGAGUGGAAGAAUAAUGAUCACCUAAGGCUGCCGGUCAGAGUUCAACUUUAACCUGAAGGCUACGUCAGAGUAGCCGAUCAGGUUCUUUUUUUUUUUUAAAUGAGGACCAGAACCAGAACCAGUCACCUCAGGGAAAGAAUGGAUUCUGUUUCUGCAUCCAUAGCAUUCCACCAGCAAGUGUAAUACUUCAAAUUCAAUGAUAUGUUCAUUCAUGGAAUUUACUUCUAUUAUAUGCGCGUGUUCUCAUUAGUACAGACCACGCUCUUGACUACACUCAAGACUCUGCCAAAAACAAUCACAUGAAGUACUGAUCGUCACCCUGUGCUGAACUUUCCUGAACUUCAAGAACUCAGAAACCUUGACAUACGUCUUCUGGAUGGACAAUCCAUCAUCUGGAUGCAUUUUAAAGCUUUCUGUUUGUGUCGUUUGGUUCAUUCACAGCUAUCGUAUUGUAAUGUUGAAGUAUUACAGUAUAUAGUCAAUUUUAUAGUAUUAUAUAAUCAAGUUUAACCCUUUAGUUGCUUUAUUCAUGGGCUUUACCGUACGUGUGAGUUAUGUUCUUGUUAUUUGUGGUGUUUAUUUCAUGAUAAGCUCACCUGUCAUUCAGACUCAGUGAGUGGGAUCAGCUGUGAAUAUUAGCUUCUGACAGAAUAAGAUCAAUAAUAUUUCUAAAGCACAUGGUCUCAGGACCGAAGUUCACGAGUCAUGGGUGAAGACUGUACGUUCGUUUCCCUCAUGUCUUCCAGAUAAGGAGUUGAGUCACAAUCGGAACCAGAUGACCUCUAUGUAGGGCCUAAAGCUUUACGCUUGACAAUUUUGCUAUCUCAUAUUGUAUUUUAGAACGCAUGUGACGUGAUGACCACCGGUCCCAUUGCGACCAAAGACAAAGUUCUGUCAGUGUUUGAAAAGGGGUGGGCGAUCUAAUGAUCUUAUAUUGUGGACGAUCUUAAUUCAGAAUACAAUCUGCUUUUCAGAGGAAUGGUAUAAAUUGCAUCAAUAGAUAGAUGGAUAGACAGCGGCGCUGUCCAGACAUUCCUACUCCACAUGGACUUCGCAAAAGCAUGAUUGGUUGUUGCAGAAUUCGGACAACGCUCAGCGGACGUGCUACGCAUCUUGGAGGUGUAGCUUAUUUUGUAAACAGAAGACAACAUGGUGGACGAAGAAUAGCGCCAAGUAGACCAUCAUUUUGAAAGAAGCGGCGGAAAUACCGGUACGAAUCACUUCCUGUCAGAACUUUAGAACAAGAAGAGAUUUGUGAGUUGUGAGUUAAAGUGACCGGCUUUGUAUCCAGGCACAACGAAUCAUGUGAUCACAUGAGUUCAACUAAAUCAGGAUUCAGAUCAUGGAUCAUGAUUGUAGUCCAAAAUAUCGUCAUAUGAUCUUUUGGCCAGAUCACCCAGUUUAAAAUCUCAGAUACGGAACGCCGCUAUAACUUUCGUCCAGUAGGAUUAUGCGAAACUCACAGGACAGCAACAAAUACGGUAUUGUCAAUGGUAAAACAUGCUAAAGGACAGAAAAACAUCCUUAUUACCUCAAGCUUACAUUGAAAUAUGUUUCUGUGUACGCGAGCUCAUUUUCUUGACAGGUCUAGAUCAUGAUGAUUAAUCGAAAUCAGCCUGGAACAGUGCGACAAGUAAUGAUCUAUUUAAAAAUGGCGUAAUAUGUACAUAAUAAUGUUAGCUAGUUAACAACAGUUAAUAUUGCUAACGAACUUGGUCAAGCACUGUAAAGAUACACGAUCAUGCUCUUGAUUUCACUCAGCAAAGCGCUUUGCUACAUUGACCUUUGAACUGUCAGUUACCUUGAACAAGCUCACUCGCAUUCGCAAGACUUACCAAUCGUCCAUAAAUCAUGAAAAAGAACAGCUAGUGCCGCCCACCAAAGUUGAUUGACAGCUGAUCUUAAACAGGGAAGGAAAUAAAAACGACUAAGAUUUUAAUUUAAUUGCAUUUAAGUAUUCAUUUAUGAAGGAUUUUGUUUUAAAGACGACCAUUAUUUUGUUUUAUUUUGCAUAUAAAAUAGAAAUGUAUGUUGCGAUGUUGCUAUCUUUUCUUGUACCUCCUCAUGCUGGCCAAAGGAGGUGCUGUAUAUCAACCUCAAGAGCUCUAAUCAUGUAUGUGAAGAUCUUUUUUUGCUAUAUUUGAGGUUGUUUUAACAAUCUUGAUUGCGUCAAGUGUUGUGAACUGUGGGGGGAAAAUGUGCACGUUUACAUUAUUCUUGUGACCGAACCUGCAAUCAUUGUGAGCUGUGAAAAAAAAAGGAGAAAUGCAAGGAGGCAAUGCAUGUGGACUGAAAAGAGCUUGCCAGGGCUGCCUGCACAAAGAUACCAGCCUUGUGCCAGCUACAAUCACUACUGUGGCAUCUUACUGUAUGUUGAAAGAUGUACUAUGAAGGAAUGGUUUUUAUAAAGGUGUCUAUACAAGAA
Messenger RNA from Neoarius graeffei (lesser salmon catfish), 4981 nucleotides. RefSeq names its product ATP-binding cassette, sub-family H, member 1 (gene abch1). Gene Ontology annotation, molecular function: ATP binding; ABC-type transporter activity; ATP hydrolysis activity. The record is from RefSeq and is a predicted model, not a curated record. Gene Ontology annotation, biological process: transmembrane transport. Gene Ontology annotation, cellular component: ATP-binding cassette (ABC) transporter complex; membrane. The transcript has 20 exons. The coding region runs from base 314 to 2395 and encodes 693 amino acids. Lineage: Eukaryota; Metazoa; Chordata; Actinopteri; Siluriformes; Ariidae.